CUUUCCCUAAUAUCAUUUCCCUGCGUUACACUGACGAAGACCAGAAACUUCAUUACCACAUAAUAAGUAAAGACGACAAAUUAGUAGAGCCAGAUGGGGGUUGGUUAAAAAAGAAUCGACUGUAUCUAGCUGUCUGUGGGGUUGGACAAAGAGAUGGGAUUACCUCUCGCCACGGACUUUUCCAGUCAUAUAGGCAGGCGGCAGUUAGCAUCAUCGUCUAACGGAAAAGAAAAACGCAGCACAAAAGACGAAGAAGCACCAGUUAUGUUAAAGGUUGGACAUGGUCAGUUCAAAUUAGGGAAAUUCACCCGGAUUUCAGCAAACAGUUUAUCUCUUCAAGGAGGUAUUGUACUUGUGGGCCCUUUUAAUACAGAAGGAAACACCACGGAGGAGAUUAAAAAGGCAGCAUUUGAAAAGUUUUCCAUGCAAAACCGCCUCUUCAAGCAGAAGUUCGAGAGUCAUACCCAGUUCGUCCUGGUUUAUCCAGAUGGAAAAAAAGUGGAUAUGCUCCCGGAUGGAAAGGAGGAAUUUUCCAUCUUGAAAUACAGAAAUUUUUUAGAUCCGAAGAAAAGAUUCGACCGUCUUAGGCUGUAUAUAUGCAAUACCAAAAACUACCAGGAAAAUGAAGUGGAAGUUGUCUCCUGCAGUAGUAGUUUAUCCGAGGAACUUCCAGUCUUGAAGUCGACAUGUCCAAAAACAGAUGAGGAGAAUGAUCCACUGACAGUCGAUGUCCAUUUCCUUUUCAAAGAGAGAGUGUUCGAAGAAACAUUUCCAAACAACGCACAAAUAUCCGAACUCUCAAAUUAUGCAGCGACCCUAAUAGGAAAGUCACCUGCAUGUGUUGUUUUAAAAAUGGAAAAUGGGUUAGUGCUAGCGGAUGAUGACAGACUUAUGGGUCUGUCUUGAGUCACCCCUUUAGGAUAGAAAUGUAAGUUAUCAAUUUAAUUAGAGCUGAGCGAUUUAUUAUAGUCUCAUUUUGGUGAACUUCAAUCCCAGUCUUA
Molecule: messenger RNA, 1001 nt
Organism: Saccostrea echinata
Lineage: Eukaryota; Metazoa; Mollusca; Bivalvia; Ostreida; Ostreidae
Exons: 5
Coding region: 154-906 (250 amino acids)
Source: RefSeq, a predicted model, not a curated record